GCUUCCAGAGUCUGCACUUCUCCCGGUGCCGCCUAAGCCCCUACCGAAACGCUUUGUAACGGAAGUGGUUACCGGCUCCAAUUUUAUACCAAUUGAUUUGCGUGACUCGACCAGCCGCGCCAUCGAGACAAGAGGAACAAGACAUCCGACAUCCAGGCUCAAUAGACCUAGCCCCUUCGAUUUUCCUAUUCAGGAGGGAAUCGUUGCUCAUCUACAGUAGCCGCUGUUCCAGCCACCCUGAUCAGCCAUCAAUGGACGAAAUCUGAAACCAGUCAUCGAGACGCCGCAUCCCGGUUCGCACCGAUGAAUACAGACCUUGGACGUCGGGACGCUCCACCCUUCCGUUUGCCGAUUAAAACACAACAGUCGGACGAAUAGGUAUACCAUAAAGGCAAGGCGGGGUUAGAGAGAUUGCGUGGUCCACGGGGUGGAGGCUGAGGGAUGAGAAUGAAAGUGAGAACGGAGGCACAGAGGUCGGAGGGUGAGAUACACGAUCCCCUUAAUCCCUCAUAAUAGCUCGCUCUGAUAAACAGCCCCUAUCCUCCCACCACGUGUCUUCACGCUCACUACGAAUCUACCAUUUUAUUCCACCGAACGGACUAUUGGUCGAGGUGCAAGUUCAAGAAUACUCAAAAUAAAAACUGAGCUUGCCGAUGCUACUUCGAAGCUAACAUAGGACGGUGUACGUUAGCUUUUUUUUGCAAGCUUUUUUUUGACGUUAGCCUUUUUCCAAGCUACGUGACAAUAUAGCUCGGACGAUAAUGCAGUGACGAUCGAGGACUCUGAAAAGUUUGACGAAUCUGAAAAAUGUGUCCUGGUACGUGGGCCGAAGGUAAAAUCGACGAGGUCGCUGCUGGGUGGCCCAGGUAGAAUCCUGAAACGUUUCUCGUCGUAGCCACGGCUAUUGGGGAUUUGCAUCUCUGCGCAGAGAAUACGAACCAUUGCGUUGCUGGUACAGAGCUGCUGGAUGGGUUGGGACAGUGGAAGAGAGAGAGAGCGGAAAUCCGGUUUGGGGGCGGAGAGUCCACAAGUAGGAGGAAGACAGCAUAUCGUGGUCGAUCUGUCUAGCCUAGCCCUGACUAUGGUUCUGGCUCUGGCUGGUUGGCUGGCUGGCUGGCAGAACCAGAGAGCGUCUAGGUUGCGUCUGCAUCACACAAACUCGGUAUUAUCUAUACGUCUAGACGGCCUUGCGCUAUAGAGGAGACCAUCGCGGUUUGGAGCUCUGCUAGUAAUUUACAGCGCAAUCCCCCUCUAGAGUUAGCGUCGUCGUCGUCGUCGUCGGGUACAGCCGCAGCGACGUUCUUCUCUCCACAGUCAACCGACUCUUUUUUCUUCUUCCUUUACCUUCAUCCAUAUACCAGCACCUUUAACCUUUUCAACGACUUCUCUAGGGAAUCGAAAAUUCAGAGUCCAAACGCACUCGAUGUUUAGUUCUCGAGGUAUGCCUAUACCUCGAUAUAUACCCGUAUAACGAACGUUCGACGAUAUGGAAAUAUCGCAUGAUGCGAUAUAAUCGAUUAUCGAACAAUCGAUCCAACAUGGCGUCGUUCGAACUUUUGAAGAGUGACUAUCAAUUGUGGAUAUAGGCGCGUCGAGUUGACAAGGUAAACUUUUGUAAAUGCAUCUUCGGAAAACUCCCGUUUAUUUGAAGUCAGUAGGGGGAGUUGGUGGGUGGGUGGUUAGGUUAGGAAAGUGCUACUAUGGAUCGGAGCUACGAAGCCGGCUGACGCUUUAAGCGGCGUAACUUACAGCAAUUGCGCUUCUGACUGGUCUUGAGCGCAGAUUAGUCGUAAUCUCGGUGCACUGCACCCACCCCAGACUGACUCACCCCUUUAUACACAGACUGAUAUAGAGAAUGCCUUUCUCUUCCUCUCUCUCUCCCUCUCCCUCUCUCACGGUUCUACCCCAUUACUCCAGUCGCUCCACGUACGGAUAUCACAAGCCCUAUACCAACACGCUUUAAACAGACUCCAUCCGCCGCCUCUCUCUCUCUAUAUCGUUGGCUUUGAUUAUUUCCUGGAGGCUUAAGACAAGAUGUCUGCGCCACUAUGCUGCCAGCUGCAGCAUCGGCACCGGCACCAACACCAGCAAUCCUCAACGCACCCGCCGUGCCACAACAACGAGUUACUACUGCGCGAGAGAUUAAACGACCUUGCUUUACGAGACUCUGAAAUCCAUAGGUGAGCUUUACGGCCGCAGGAUUCUUCUUCGUUACUCAAUACGUAACGGAGACCUUAGGUUUGGCUGAGUGUUACUUGGGUUUCUAUGGACUUCUAUUGAACAAACUUUCGGCCAGCUUGACUGCGAUACUCAAAAGUAUUUCUUGAAUUGACGCGUAGAGAUGAGCGCUUCCUCGGGAAAGACGCGUGAAAGGAGAGACAAGAACGAAGUGGAUUUUCAGAUGAAAAUGGAGAGUAAAAAGACCGAGAGAAAUGUCUACGAGAGAUACACGGAUUGUACCAAGGGGCCGAUUACUUUCGAUAAUAUAUGGAAGGAAGUCGUUAGACUUGAACGGAAGUUGCAGAGAGAAUGGGGGAAAAGAUAUGGCCAUCUUUCCGGUGAGAUGCUGAAACAGAUACUUGCUGAGGAAUGUGUCAGUGCGGGACUUCCGGUUGAUACCUUUGAACGGAAACGAGCGGAAGAUCUGAUUAAAAAAUCUCCAAUUCCAUUGAAGCCUUCUCCGUCUAUACCAAAAACUAGCUCAGCUAGAAUAGGAUGGAGAUCUUCGUUAAAGGAAUGCAAUUUGGAAUUCACAGGACCUAUGUACAUCUCCGACAAGAAAACGAUUGAGCCUCCUCUAGAACCUGGAGAAUUUCGGAUAAGUCAACAGAAAUUUAUUUAUCUCGGAUAGAGCUCUUCAUUUAAGAUAGAGGUAUGCCAGUCU
Cephus cinctus (wheat stem sawfly) is the source of this 2884-nucleotide messenger RNA. RefSeq lists its product as uncharacterized. The transcript is spliced from 4 exons. The record is from RefSeq and is a predicted model, not a curated record. NCBI's taxonomy places the organism in Eukaryota, Metazoa, Arthropoda, Insecta, Hymenoptera, Cephidae. Bases 2342 to 2851 code for a protein of 169 amino acids.